AUGCUCCUGUUUUUCGACUCGAGCCUCUUGGCCAUGGGCAACAUUCUCUUCCUAGCCGGCCUGUCCCUUCUCAUCGGUGUCCAGAACACUUUUAAUUUUUUCUUCCAGUUUACCCCGAGCAAAAUCAAGGGCUCCGUUUGCUUUUUCGGUGGCAUUCUCCUGGUUCUGUGGCUGAGCCCCUUCCUGGGCAUGCUGCUGGAGCUGGUGGGCCUAUAUUAUCUCUUCGGCGACUUUUUGCCCACCAUCAUCAACUUUUUGCGCAGCGUCCCUGGGCUCAACGUCAUCUUUUACGUGCCCUUUGUGCGCCAAGUACGUCAAAUCAGCCUGCCCACCAGGCGACUUCAGUCCAUGGCCGCCUUCUCAGCGCUCACCAAACUCAUUGCACGAACCUGCUGA
Molecule: messenger RNA, 396 nt
Organism: Monosiga brevicollis MX1
Lineage: Eukaryota; Choanoflagellata; Craspedida; Salpingoecidae
Exons: 3
Coding region: 1-396 (131 amino acids)
Biological process (GO): retrograde transport, endosome to Golgi; endoplasmic reticulum to Golgi vesicle-mediated transport
Cellular component (GO): membrane; endoplasmic reticulum
Source: RefSeq, a predicted model, not a curated record